AUGAUGCGAAAAAUGAAUCAAUACCAGAGUGAAAAUUCAACUUCUAAACCUGUGGCUUCAGACAAUGCAAAUAAUUCAACCAAUUUAAAUUCGCCAUCUGCUGCGAUGGGAACAAUGAAUUUCGCACAACCGCAAGUAUUCGAUGACACAGUAUCUAGAAAUAUAAGGAUGAGACUGGACUACAAGAAAUCAUUCCAGGAUGAUCCAGAAUUCUAUCCGGAGUUCACAAAUUAUCCAUCCUUUCCCGUUGUUCCUGAUAAUAUGAUGAAUAUUUUAUAUGGGAAUAACGCAAACGAUAGUAUCAAUAAUAUUCCAUUACAAAACGGACUAAACCAUACAGCAUCAAUGGAUUUGGACUCAUUUGGUAGCAGCAACAUGAAUCCCGUUUUCAAAUCAAAUACUUCAGCGCCCAUCACCAGCAACAAUGUAAUCAAUAGCAUCAAUAAUAUAACAAACAUAUUAUUCAAUAAACAACAACAACAGCAACAGCAGCAACAAAACUCAAAACAUAUCGAUUCCCAUAAGGACUUACUCUCCCUAUUAGCACAUAAAAAUAUGGAGAAACAAAAUUUUCAAACUAAAAGGAUGAAUUACCAUCAAACACAUGGUGGCGACCCAUAUUUAAUGAAUUAA
Kazachstania africana CBS 2517 is the source of this 633-nucleotide messenger RNA. RefSeq lists its product as uncharacterized. Lineage: Eukaryota; Fungi; Ascomycota; Saccharomycetes; Saccharomycetales; Saccharomycetaceae. The record is from RefSeq and is a predicted model, not a curated record. The coding region runs from base 1 to 633 and encodes 210 amino acids. The transcript has a single exon.